AUGAUCCGUGCAUAUACAGAGAAUGGUCAGUUGCUGCAAGCGAGGAUUUUGUUCGGUAAGAUGCCGAUCAAGAAUGUGGUUUCCUGGACGAUAAUGCUAGAAGCCUACGGAAGAACUGGUGGUCUUGAAGAGGCUGAGGAUCUGUUUGAUUCGAUGCCUGGUCGUGAUAUAGUCGCCUGGAACGUGAUGAUGGAAGUGUUUGCGCAGAAUGGUCGUCUGCUGCAUGCUAGAAGCUUGUUCGAGAGCAUGGGUAAUAAAGAUGUGGCUUCCUGGACGACGAUGAUCACUGCCUACUGGCAGAUGGACGAAGCGAAGAAGGUUUUCGAGUUGAUGCCCGAGAAAGACGUCGUCUCUUGGAAUGUGAUGAUAUCUGGUUACGCUCACACGAAGCGUUUUCGCGAGGCCGAGACAUUGUUCGAAGAGAUGCCGAGGAGAGAUCUGGUUUCGUGGUCGCUGAUGAUCUCCGCGUAUGCUCAAAAUGGCGACACCGCUCGAGCAAAGGUUUUGUUUGACGGAAUGCCUCAGCAAAGGAACACGAUCGUAGCUGCGUACGCUUCGGAGGGCGAUUUGGGACUUGCGAGGAUGGUGUUUGAUGCGAUGCCGGAGAAGAAUGUCGUAUCGUGGACGACGAUCGUUAGAGCGUAUGCGCAAAACGGUCAUUUACGUGAGGCAAGGGUGUUGUUUGAAAAGAUGCCUGAGAGGGAUGUCGUGACCUGGAACUCAAUGGUCACAGCCUAUGCUCAGAACGGACUGGUUGAUCAAGCUGUGGAUGUCUUGAAUCAGAUGCCUUGCAGAGAUGUGGUUUCCUGGAACGUUACGAUUGCGGCAUAUUCGCACAACGGGCAUAAUCAGCAGGCCAUCGCGUUGUUUCGAAAGAUGGAUCUUGAAGGCUUGCAACCCAACGAGAUCACCUUCGUUACGAUCUUCGACGCCUGUGCAACGAGUGCGAUGAUAUCGGCAUAUGCACAGAGUGGUCAUGGCCUGCUAGCUCUGGAUCUCUUCAAGGAGAUGGGUUUGGAUGCAGUUGAACCGGAUGGAAUCACCUUCAUCGCGGUGCUUUCGUCUUGUUGUCACUGUGGGGAGCUGAAAGACGGGUGGACGUAUGUUGUGAGCUUGAGAAACGACUAUGGUGUUGAUCCCAUGGCUGAGCAUUACAUCUGCAUCGCCGAUCAUCUGGGAAGAGCAGGAAGGCUGGCUGAAGCUCAGGAUUUGAUUCACAACUUGCCCUUCCAUCCUAGUCCCGUUGCUUGGACUCACUCAUGGGAAUAACCAAACGAAAGAUUGCUCAACAAGUGCAGAAGUUGGAUGAAACGAACUCGUCUUGUUACGUGCUGCUCUCAAACACAUACGAAUCUUGAUUUGAAAUAGGGUUUGAACAUUUCAGUGAGAACUAUAGUGGGAAAUUUUCAAACUUAUUUCCCGGACGACAUGAGUUAAGUCCUCUCAGAUUUUCAGGCAAAUGACAUUAAAACUAGGAUUACAAAAUCUUAAA
This is a messenger RNA of Selaginella moellendorffii, 1492 nucleotides long. RefSeq names its product pentatricopeptide repeat-containing protein At4g02750-like. Gene Ontology annotation, biological process: RNA modification. The coding region runs from base 1 to 1269 and encodes 422 amino acids. Lineage: Eukaryota; Viridiplantae; Streptophyta; Lycopodiopsida; Selaginellales; Selaginellaceae. The transcript is spliced from 3 exons. Gene Ontology annotation, molecular function: RNA binding; protein binding. The record is from RefSeq and is a predicted model, not a curated record.